Messenger RNA from Blumeria graminis f. sp. triticale, 1434 nucleotides. The record is from the annotation of a GenBank genome assembly. NCBI's taxonomy places the organism in Eukaryota, Fungi, Ascomycota, Leotiomycetes, Helotiales, Erysiphaceae.
AUGAUUCGGAGAUACGUUGGUAAAAAGUUCCUCAAAAUGAACACCGGAUCAGUGAUGGAGGGAGUAUUUGCUGUGAACAAACCCAGCGGCAUAUCUUCUGCCCAAGUAUUGCGGGACCUUCAGGAGCAUUUCAACCCUUCGGAUCUGUUUGCACCCUGGCUUAUCCAAGAAAAAGACAAACGGGAACGAGAAUCACACAACCAGCGAAGGCGCCGCCGCGAACAGAAAAUCCAAGUUAAAAUUGGCCAUGGUGGAACAUUAGAUCCCCUUGCAACAGGAGUGCUCAUAACAGGGGUCGGGCGCGGGACAAAGUCGCUUCAGGACUUUUUGACUUGUACAAAGGUUUAUGAGACAGUGGUAUUAUUCGGUACAAGUACGGACACUUAUGAUCGAGUCGGUAAGGUCCUCACAAGGGCCCCGUACGAACACAUUACAAAGGACUUGGUUGAGAAGGCGCUCGAGAAAUUUCGUGGAAAGUUGAUGCAGUUACCACCCCUCUUUUCUGCUUUGAAGAUGAAUGGGAAACCUCUAUAUGAGUAUGCUAGAGAAGGAAAAAAAAUUCCCAGAGAGAUCGAAAGGAGGCCCACCGAAGUCCUAGAAUUGGAAUUGCUAGAAUGGAUGGAGGGAGGGACUCAUUCUCAUGUGGCUCCAACAGACGAAGCAGGAUACGCUGAAAUAAAUAUCGCAAAUCAAUUUUGGAAGAAAGAAGAUGCGCUUCCAAAGGUAACCCCAACGGAGACCAUCCAAUCUUCUGAGGAUGUAGAUACUAAAGACAGACAUAAUAAAGUUUCAUCUUCCCCUGAUAUAGAAAAGUCUAAAGAAGACUUGGAGUCAGCAGAGUAUAAAAUAUUUGAUCCAUUAGUUCCAGAAGCUAGUGUAGAGUUUCAAACCUUCGAUACUCAAUCCUUAGAGCAUCAAAAACGCAAAUUUGGUGAGUUCCAAGAUGAGCUUGUAAAGGAUAAUCCAUCGUCUAAGAAGCAACAAAAUCCGCAAUUAUCCAACGCUCCAAGCCCUGUGAUGUCUGGCGCUCUCUCUUCGGAAUCCCUAAUUGAGGCUGUAUCCGACCAAAUCAAUAACAUAAUCCAUGAUAAAGAUUAUUCUACAUCUCCUCCAGCUGCACGAAUUCGCAUGACAGUGACCUCUGGCUUCUAUGUACGCUCUUUCUGCCAUGAUUUAGGUACUAGUGUUGGUAGUGUUGCAAUUAUGGCUGAGUUGGAGAGAACUCGCCAAGGCGAAUACGAAGUUGGUAAGAACGUACUCGAGUAUUCGGACCUUGAGCAAGGAGAAAAGUGCUGGGGCCCGAAAGUGAGAAGAUGGUUAGAAGAUUGGUCUAAAAAUCACUCUAAUGUUUCAAGUAUCCAGACAACAACAGCAAAGAAGGAAAGUUCAGAAUGCAUUCCUGACUCAAUAGAAAAUAUCAAGAUGAGCAAAUAG